Messenger RNA from Impatiens glandulifera, 913 nucleotides. Its product is annotated as vesicle-associated membrane protein 711-like. The coding region runs from base 166 to 825 and encodes 219 amino acids. The transcript has 4 exons. Gene Ontology annotation, cellular component: membrane. The record is from RefSeq and is a predicted model, not a curated record. Gene Ontology annotation, biological process: vesicle-mediated transport. NCBI's taxonomy places the organism in Eukaryota, Viridiplantae, Streptophyta, Magnoliopsida, Ericales, Balsaminaceae.
GCAUUCGUAUAAUCAAUCAAUCAAUCCAUCAAACCUAAUCUCAAAGAUGCAUAAUCAUACCUCCUUUCCUGAUUCAAAUCCUUCAUUUACUUCUCCAUCACUCUGAUCCGUAUAACCAGUAAGUAGUACAGAUAACCAGCAGACCGAAACCAGAAUCGUUCGGAUAUGGCGAUUCUGUACGCCCUAGUGGCGAGAGGAUCCGUUGUCUUAGCCGAGUACAGUGCGGCUUCCACGAACGCCAGCUCAAUCGCCAGACAGAUCCUGGAGAAGAUAACCGGUGCCGAUGAUACAAACGUCUCCUACUCUCAAGAUCGCUACAUCUUUCACGUCAAACGCACUGAUGGCUUAUCCGUUCUCUGUAUGGCCGACGAAACUGCUGGAAGGAGGAUUCCUUUUGCAUUUUUGGAAGAUAUUCAUCAAAAAUUUGUGAAGACUUAUGGAAGGGCAGUUCUUUCAGCCAAUGCUUAUGCAAUGCAUGAUGAAUUCUCGAGGGUGUUAAGUCAGCAAGUCGAGUAUUAUUCAAACGAUCCAAAUGCAGAUAGGAUAAAUCGUCUUAAAGGUGAAAUGAGUCAGGUAAGAAAUGUUAUGAUCGAGAAUAUCGAUAAGGUAUUGGAAAGAGGUGAUCGUUUAGAGCUAUUAGUCGAUAAAACUGCUAAUAUGCAAGGAACUGCUGUUCGUUUCAGAAAGCAAACUCGUCGAUUCAGAAGUACAAUGUGGUGGAGAAACGUCAAGCUUACGGGAGGACUGAUUAUAAUUGUUCUUGUUCUUAUUUAUUUUGUGGUGGCUUUUGCUUGUCAUGGACUAGCAUUACCAUCUUGUGUGUGAAGUAGUAAGAGUUUAAGAUUUUUUUUGAGAUCGGAUCCAAUUCUCUUCUUCUAAAUGUAAGUAAAUUAUCGUGCAUUGUUUCCGAGAU